AUGACGAUCAUGAUACUUCUCUUAUGCUCAGUUAUCUUCUUUACCAUUCUCUUCUUCUAUAAACAGACGACACGGAAGAAAGGCAACUCUCCACCGUCACCACCGAGACUUCCACUGAUCGGAAACCUCCACCAGCUCGGCCGCCACCCUCACCGAUCACUAUGCUCUCUCAGCCACCGUUACGGUCCUCUCAUGCUCCUCCACUUUGGCCGUGUCCCUGUUCUUGUAGUCUCUUCCGCCGACGCGGCUCGAGACGUUUUGAAGACGCACGAUCGCGUUUUUGCGAGCCGCCCACAGUCUAAAAUAUUCGAAAAGCUUCUCUACAACGGGCGUGAUCUGGCUUCAGCUCCUUAUGGAGUGUAUUGGAGACAAAUAAAGAGUGUGUGUGUCCUCCAUCUCCUCAGCAACAAAAUGGUACGUUCCUUUCGAGCAGUGAGAGAAGAAGAGAUUAGUCUGAUGAUGGAAAAGAUCCGAGAAUCAGAUUCGUCGCCGAUGAAUCUAAGCAAGCUCAUGUCGACUUUAACUAACGAUGUUAUAUGUAGAGUUGCUUUGGGACGUAAAUAUGGUGUCGGAACAGAUUUUAAAGAGAUGAUAGACAGGCUCAUGAGGCUGUUGGGGGUGAUUAGUGUCGGGACUUAUGUCCCGUGGCUUGCAUGGAUUGAUUGGAUCCGUGGUCUGGAUGGUCAGCUAGAUAAGACUAGAAAUGAUUUUGAUGAGUUCUUGGAGAGAGUUGUUCAAGAUCAUGUUGAUGGUGACAGAGAUAGGAAUGACUUCGUUGAUGUAUUGCUAGCGAUUCAAAGAGAUAAGAGCGUCGGAUUUGAAAUCAACCGGAUAAGCAUAAAGGCAAUCAUCUUGAAUGUUUUUGUGGCUGGUACGGACACAUCAUACACCCUUAUGGAGUGGGAAAUGACAGAGCUUCUACGUCACCCAAAGUGUAUGAAAAGACUUCAAGAAGAAGUACGUACAGUUUGUAAGGGAAGAACAAGUGUUUCAGAAGACGACGUUCAAGACAUGAGCUACUUAAAAGCUGUGGUCAAAGAAACACUCAGGCUACAUCCUCCACUUCCAUUGACGGUCCCUCACGUAUCAACACAAGAUGUUAUAUUAAGAGACUACCACAUACCGGCCGGUACACAGGUUGUGAUCAAUGCAUGGGCGAUAGGGAGAGAGGCUGCAACAUGGGGACCGGACGCGGAGGAGUUUAGACCGGAGAGGCAUUUAGAUUCUUCUAUUGAUUUCCGAGGUCAGGAUUUUGAGCUGGUUCCAUUUGGAUCUGGGAGAAGGAUUUGUCCAGCAAUAUCAUUCGCUGCGGUGUUGAAUGAGCUUGUUUUGGCUAACUUAGUGCAUCGGUUUGAUUGGAGGUUACCGGUUGAUUCUACAGAAGAACAAACCGGUGUUGCUGAAUCAACCGGUAGUGUGAUUCACCGUUUGUUCCCUCUUUACGCCACUGCAUCAUUUGCUACUUGA
Microthlaspi erraticum is the source of this 1467-nucleotide messenger RNA. Lineage: Eukaryota; Viridiplantae; Streptophyta; Magnoliopsida; Brassicales; Brassicaceae. The record is from the annotation of a GenBank genome assembly.